This is a messenger RNA of Saprolegnia diclina VS20, 1368 nucleotides long. RefSeq lists its product as hypothetical. Bases 114 to 1208 code for a protein of 364 amino acids. Gene Ontology annotation, molecular function: ubiquitin protein ligase activity; ubiquitin conjugating enzyme binding; zinc ion binding. Gene Ontology annotation, biological process: positive regulation of proteasomal ubiquitin-dependent protein catabolic process; protein polyubiquitination; ubiquitin-dependent protein catabolic process. Gene Ontology annotation, cellular component: ubiquitin ligase complex; cytoplasm. The transcript has a single exon. NCBI's taxonomy places the organism in Eukaryota, Oomycota, Saprolegniomycetes, Saprolegniales, Saprolegniaceae. The record is from RefSeq and is a predicted model, not a curated record.
CUGUCCCAGACGCGCCUUGCUCUUCACCGCUGGCACCGAUCGAUCACUCAGGUCUUGUCCCAGCCCAAUGCGCCCGUUGACGGCCUUGGCCAGCAGCAUUUGCUGUUGGCACCAUGAAUAACGAUGACUGGGCGGCGCUGCUCUCGGUCGCUGAUCUCUACCUCACUGACGCCCACGCCUUUGGCGUCGACUCGGCGACGCCAAGCUCGGAUGUCGAGAUGGCGAUCGCUGCAGGCCACGCUGUGCGCCUCGUUGCCAUCGCUUCGACGCUCGACGCCGAGAUUGCACGCGCGCUCGCGCUGGACGACGGUGGCGACAUGGUGCGCCGAGCCACCGACGUUGUUGUGGCUCUCGUGACGGCCAGCGCCGUACUGGAGGCAAGCAUCCAGGUCACAGCGCUCUGCUGCGUCUGCCACCAGCAAGCGCCGUCCGUCUUUACGGCACCGUGCCGCCAUGAGUACUGCGCAUCGUGCUUGGCGGCGUUCCUCCAGACCGCCACGCACGACGUUUCGCUGCUUCCGCUCAAAUGUUGUCGCCAGCGCUUGGACCUUGACGCAGUGCUGCGCACGGGGGUCCUUUCUGCCACGGACGCCCAGCGGCUCCGAGAUCGCGCCGAAGAAAAAACAGCCGCGCGUCCCGUGUACUGCGGCAACCCUGCGUGCACCACCGAGUUUGUUAGCGCUCGCUACGUCAAUGGCACCACCGCCAUUUGUCCUGGCUGCCGCACCGGCCUCUGCUCUGCCUGCUCGCGCCCGGCACACCCUGGAGCGUGCGAAGACACCGUCUCGGAAGAAGCAUUGCUCGAGCUCGGCGCCCAGGAAGGCUGGCAGCGCUGCCCGCACUGCCGCCGCAUGGUGGAGCUGACCCAGGGCUGCAACCACAUGACGUGCCUCUGCAGCGCCGAGUUUUGCUACGUUUGCGCCAGCCGCUGGAAGACGUGCGCAUGCGCCAACUGGGACGAGGCUCGCGUCUUGCUCGCGGCGCAAGAGCGACUGGGCGCCGGGGCACCCGCCCGCGCCGUGCGGCAAUUGGCCGUGCAGUUGCGAGACCGCGACGAGUGCAAUCACGAAGGGCGGUGGCGCCGCAUCGAUUUUCCCGAGCGGUCGCGCCGCUGUGAACUCUGCAGUCGCCUCGUCUAUCUGUACACGCUACAGUGUCGUCACUGCCAAUUCCAGGCGUGUCGAACCUGUCGCGGCCGCCGCUUGUAGCACGAUACGACCGUUCAACUGCGCUACCGCGGCGACCUCGCCAAAUUGUAAAUUGCAAGAUGGAGAUGGCCCAGCCAUUAAACUCCUUUUCAAGGACGCCGGUCGGUCAGUUGAGAUAGCUAACUAUCUCUUCAAUGAAGCUAGUGGAAAGUAUGCAAAA